UUGCACAAACAGAAUGGACAAAUCGGAGCAACACUUAAUAGCAGCAACGGUCAACCACUGCUGUGUUUACACCCAGUACAAAGGUCAACAUGGGACUGCUAGAGGCAAACGCCAGAGCUUUUACCUUGGAGAGGGCUUUUCAGGAGUUCAAGGCAACAGAAACGGCAAUGGAUUUACCAUGUGGACGGAGCUUCAUGCAGGUUCUUUGUGAAAAAUACAGCCCAGAGAAUUUUCCAUACCGAAGAGGCCCGGGGGCUGGAGUACAUGUUCCCCCAGGACCACAUGUGUCUCCAAUGAAAGACCGACUUAAUCUUCCCAGUGUCCUGGUCCUCAACAGCUGUGGUAUUAGCUAUGCUGGAGAAGAGAGUGAGAUUGCUGCAUUCUGCUCUCAUGUAUCAGAGCUGGAUCUUUCUGAUAAUAAACUUGAUGACUGGCAGGAGGUAAGCAAGAUUGUGUCCAAUGUUCCCCAGUUGCAGUUCCUGAAUUUGAGCUCAAAUCCUCUGCAUCUGUCAGUUCUCGGCCGGGAUAGUGCUGUAACAUUCUCUGGUAUCCGUAAGCUGGUCCUCAAUAAUUGCAAAGCAUCAUGGGAAACCGUACACACACUGCUGAUGGAGAUCCCAGAAUUGGAAGAACUGUUCUUGUGCCUUAAUGAUUAUAAAACAGUGUUAUGUUCGUCUGUUUGCUUCCGAUCCCUAAAGCUGCUCCAUAUAACUGACAAUAACCUCCAAGAUUGGUCAGAGGUCCGCAAGUUGGGAAUAAUGUUUCCAUGUCUGGAUACCCUUGUUCUUGCAAAUAACAACAUCUCAGCCAUCGAUGAUUCCGAAGACUCUCUACCACGACUCUUUCCAAACCUCCGAUCAAUAAGUCUCCAUAAAUCUGGUUUGCAUUGUUGGGAAGACAUUGAAAAAUUAAACUUUCUACCAAAACUUGAAGAAAUAAGGUUAUUAGGUAUUCCUUUGGUUGAGCCAUAUAGUACAGAGGAGCGCAGGAAAUUAGUAAUAGCAAGAUUGCGGUCUGUUUCUAAACUGAAUGGCAGUGUUGUCACAGAGGGUGAAAGAGAAGACUCAGAGAGAUUCUUCCUGCGUUACUAUAUGAAUCUCCCAAAGGAAGACGUUCCAUUAAGAUAUCAGGAGCUGGUUGCAAAGUAUGGAAAACUGGAACCUUUGGCAGAAGUUGACCUUAGGCCACAAUAUAAAGCAAAUGUUGAUAUUCACUUUGCCGAAAAGGUGGAAAGAAUGAGCAUUCGAGUAGACCAAACUGUUGCCGAGUUCAAGAAGCAGCUUAAGACUUUGGUGCCGCUAUCUACAAACAACAUGCGGGUCUAUUAUUUAGACCAUGAAGCUCCUUUUGGGCCAGAGGAGAUGAAAUUAAGUACACGGGCCUUACAUUCAUACAACGUUCGUGAUGGAGAUAAAUUUUACAUAGAACCCAAAAUUAAAUGAUCAUGCCUGCUUACCCUUAUAUGAACAUAACAAUAUGUAUAUUAUACCUGUAAUUUGUUUCAAUUGCUUUUAUAUAUAAACCUGCACCUUGUCCCCAGUA
Molecule: messenger RNA, 1542 nt
Organism: Spea bombifrons (plains spadefoot toad)
Lineage: Eukaryota; Metazoa; Chordata; Amphibia; Anura; Pelobatidae
Gene: TBCEL
Product: tubulin folding cofactor E like
Exons: 8
Coding region: 90-1442 (450 amino acids)
Source: RefSeq, a predicted model, not a curated record